Molecule: messenger RNA, 1602 nt
Organism: Ichthyophthirius multifiliis
Lineage: Eukaryota; Ciliophora; Oligohymenophorea; Hymenostomatida
Product: intraflagellar transport protein, putative
Exons: 7
Biological process (GO): intraciliary transport; cilium assembly
Cellular component (GO): intraciliary transport particle B; centrosome; cilium
Molecular function (GO): tubulin binding
Source: RefSeq, a predicted model, not a curated record
AUGUAUAAUUAAAACCCAUAAAUGUAACAAUAAUAAUAAUAAUAAGCCCAACAAAUAAAAACUAUAAUUGGGACAGAUGAAGUAAGACAAAUAGUUAAAUGUUUAAAUGAUAAACCUUUUAACGAAAACUAUAAACUAGUUACUUUCGAUGAAUUAAAUCCAAUGGAAUUAUUAGAUGUAUUGAAUAAAGUACUAACACAUUUAGAUAAAUAAACAUUCGAAAACAUAAAAUCAAAGUAGCCAGACUAAAUAUCAUUAGAAGUUAUUUAGUUUUUAAAUAUUUUAAGUUACCCUGUACCUUAACCUCCAAAUGAUGUCUAAUUUUCAUAAUAAUUGCUUACAGGAGAUAAAAGAGUCAUAUAUCCAGUUUUAUAUUAUUUAUUGACUCGCUUAGAAGAACAUUAAAAAAGAGCUUUUUUGGCUAAAUACUUAGUUCCAUUUAUGGUUCCAGAAGAUAUUCCAUUAGACGAAGAUAUGAAAUAAUAAAUAGAAAAAUAUAAAGACUUAUAAGCUGAAUUUUAAGUUAGUCAUUAAGAAUUUGAAGUUAUAUCAUAAGAAUCUAAUAAUCCAACAGAAUUAAAGAAAGAAAUAACAAGCUUAGAAGGAGAAAAAGAGCAAUUAAUAAAUAAAAUAAAUGCUUUUAAGAACAAAAACACAAACAGACCUGAAUUCCAAGCUUUACUAGAAGUAACAAAUCUUUUAAGAAAAGAAUAAGAAGAAGAGGCUCGUUUAGCUGAAAAGAUAUAUUAAUAAAAAUAACAAUUCGAAUAUACAGAUUAACAGCUUUUAGCCUCCUAAUAACGAUUAAUGGACGCUAAAAAAAGCUUAUCGGCAUCAAAUACAGCCGAAUAAAUGCUAUAAAAUAUGAGAAACGAUGUAAAGAAAAACAGAGAACUAUCUAACUAGAGAUUCGCGAUUGAAAUAAACGAAAAAAAGAAGAAAUUAGAACAAACAGAAAAACUCUUAAGUGAACCUCCUAUUACACAAAACGAACUAAACCAUUUAGACAACUAAUUAAUUGUUUUAAGAAGAGCUGUUAAUAUGAUGGAAGAAAAGCUUUCGAAACAAGCAAAUCCUUAAGAUGAUAAAUUAGCAAUUUAUAAACAACAAGCAUAAAUGAUAACAAGAAAAAAGAAAAAGCUUUAGAAGAACUCAAAAAUACAGAAGAAGAAUAACUCAAUUUAGAAAAAUAAGUAGCAACCUUAUAAGAAAAAAUAAAUAAAGAAAGAGGUUAAGGAUUUGGCAAUAUUAAUAAUAUAAAUGGAUAUGACUGAUUCUGAAUAAAUGCUUAAAAAAUUGGAAAAACAAAAAGGUGUGGAAGGAUAUUCAGAUGCCUUAAGUAAACUUAACUAAAUUUCAGAUUAAGCUGAAGUGGCAAAUAAAGGAAAGGAAGUCGCCCUUGAAGAAUAUGGUUAAUUAGCUGAAAAAUAUAAUGCCACUAUGGCUUACUAAAAAAAACGUCUUAAAAGAAUAAAUUAAAAAUUUGAAAGAAUUAAGAGGCAGAUCAUUAAAAAGGAAGUAAACCGUUAAGUGGCCAAAAACGAAUCAAAAGGCGGAAAUGGUUAAGAAUAUGGGCAAAAUAUGAAUAGGUUAGUAUUGUGA